Molecule: messenger RNA, 1118 nt
Organism: Galleria mellonella (greater wax moth)
Lineage: Eukaryota; Metazoa; Arthropoda; Insecta; Lepidoptera; Pyralidae
Gene: Dh31
Product: diuretic hormone class 2
Exons: 6
Coding region: 32-394 (120 amino acids)
Biological process (GO): body fluid secretion
Molecular function (GO): G protein-coupled receptor binding; diuretic hormone activity
Source: RefSeq, a predicted model, not a curated record
CAGUGGUUUGGGACACGUGCUGGGCAGAAAAAUGAUGGUCCGAGCGAGUUCCUUGUUGGCUAGCUGCGUGCUCUUCGCGCUGCUUCUAGUCCUACCCGCAGCGGCUUACCCCAGGUAUUCAAACAACUACUACCGUGACGAGGGUACGUAUGAACCAGAAGAAAUCAUGGACAUGAUGAACCGCCUCAGAAACCUCAUUCAGAUGGAACGAAAAAUGGAAAACUUUAGAGAUGGCAUUUCUAGCUUUAAUGAUGCCAUUACUAGUGAAAAACGUGCUCUCGAUCUUGGUCUCAGCCGUGGUUACUCCGGUGCCCUCCAAGCCAAGCAUCUGAUGGGACUGGCCGCUGCCAACUUCGCUGGUGGCCCCGGCAGGAGGCGACGGGACGGGUUCUAAAGUCUACAAUUUAAUUAGAGGCAUCCUUCAAUCAUUAUGUAGUAUCGGCUUAAAAAAAAGCAGUAAAUGCCUCAUAUCAUCACCUUUUGGCUGGUUAAAUGUACAUCCUUGCAGCGAGCAAUAUUGUUUAUUAAUUGCUAAAAAAGAUGGCCUUUUUUUAGAUGCUUUUUAAGCGAUUUCCUCAAUUUUUUUCAUGUAACAUCAUGUUAUAAAUUUUAUUACAAUUGUCUGAUUUUGUUAAGCAUUACUAUAUAACAUUUUAAAUGUCCUACCAAUUACUUUAAUAGAUCUCAUAUUAUUUGACUGAUUUUCUUUUAAAUAUAUGACUGAUUUAAUUAUUAUAUUAAAAGUCUGACUUUAUACGCCAAAAACAUCAAACCCAUUGUCGACAUAUAAAUAAUGAUAUAUUUUUCUUAAUAUAAGACGCUUAUAAAUAAGUAAUUAAAUUCUUUCUUAAAUAGUAUCAGUAUUUAGAUAACAGUAUUAAAAUUAAAUACACCAUGCAUAUUAUAAAAUUGUCAUAAGGAACGACGUAAAAUAUCAACGCUUAAAAUGGAAUUAGAUUGUACCUAAUGAUCAGCUAUCCGUUCAUAAAUAAAUGUCUAUAGACAGUGUUAAUAUUUCUAUGAAUGUAUGUGAAAUUUAUCUAGUCUAUAGUGAAAUAAGUGAAAAGAUACCUCCUGUCUAGAGUUUAUUGUUAAAAAUAAAGAGAUAUUCAUAUUAA